GCGCAUGCGCAAACUACCUGAAAGGACGCGAGAAAGAGAAACGAGCUAAUUCCGGGAUUUUCUCGUGACACCCCAACCAUAACAAGUUAAAAAUAAAUAGAGACUAUACACUUAAAAAAAAUAAGGAACGUAAUCCGGAGGGGGACAUUUUUACGUGCCGGACACAUUCGCAGGCUGCGUGUCUUCCGCAAGCGCCACAAAGCCAUGCCUGUUGACACCAGACGAAUACGUGGUCCAGAGGUUUCCCUAAGUCCGUCUCUGUUCGCGUGCAAGCCGGCGCCAGGCUUGCCAACGCACGGUCCCAGAGCGGACGGCCGGCAACGGGACCAAGUGGACGUCCGGCCCGUUUUCGUCAGGUGCGGGCUGGUGAGCCAGGCCAAGGGCUCUGCGUACAUGGAGGCCGGAGGUACCAAGUUGAUGUGCUGCGUUUAUGGUCCCAGAGAAACGGAUCGUAAAGAUGAAACCGAUAUGAAGUGUGGAAGGUUGACAACAGACAUGCGGUUUGCUCCAUUCUCGUGCCGAGAAAGAGGCGCCUGGAUUCAAGGGAGUCAGGACAAGGACUUCUCCUUGAUGCUGCACGAAAGUCUGCAGCCCGCUUUGUGCCUUCACAAAUACCCCCGCUCACAGAUCGAGGUCAACGUGAUGGUUCUCGAAAACAGCGGCUCAGUUCUGGCACACGCCGUCACCUGCGCGUCCCUCGCUCUCGCAGACGCAGGUAUUGAAAUGUACGACCUGGUCCUCGGCUGUGCCGUCCGACAGGAUGGGGCUUCUUAUGUGCUCGACCCGACGUAUGCGGAGGAAAAUGGCAGCGGCUCAGCGAGUGGCGACAAUCAGGGUCGACUCACGCUCGCGUUCCUCCCCAGCUUGAAUCAGAUUUCUGGGCUGCAGUCUGACGGGGAAAUGACUGAAGAGGCUUUGUCUGCUGGGGUGCGCACGUGUAUUGAGGGCUGCUAUAAGAUAUAUCCAGUCAUCCAACAAGCUCUGGCGAAGGCAGUUCGGAGGGCAGCCCCCCCACCAUCAGAGAGCUGACAGAGUUAGUUGUUUUCUGGGUCAAUAUCACGAGAAAGAGCCUUUGGAGUCCUCAUCACACUCACUCAGUAAUGAUGGAAAUAAAGCUGAAUCGUGAAGCUG
Molecule: messenger RNA, 1131 nt
Organism: Syngnathoides biaculeatus (alligator pipefish)
Lineage: Eukaryota; Metazoa; Chordata; Actinopteri; Syngnathiformes; Syngnathidae
Product: exosome complex component MTR3-like
Exons: 3
Coding region: 205-1029 (274 amino acids)
Biological process (GO): poly(A)-dependent snoRNA 3'-end processing; nuclear mRNA surveillance; U4 snRNA 3'-end processing
Cellular component (GO): nucleolus; cytoplasmic exosome (RNase complex); nuclear exosome (RNase complex)
Source: RefSeq, a predicted model, not a curated record